This is a messenger RNA of Alnus glutinosa, 1363 nucleotides long. RefSeq lists its product as uncharacterized. The record is from RefSeq and is a predicted model, not a curated record. The transcript has 3 exons. The coding region runs from base 121 to 1161 and encodes 346 amino acids. NCBI's taxonomy places the organism in Eukaryota, Viridiplantae, Streptophyta, Magnoliopsida, Fagales, Betulaceae. Gene Ontology annotation, molecular function: protein binding.
UAUGGCCCAGGCCCAAGCCCAAGCCCAGGCCCAUCAUACUAUUGAGCCCAUAAACUGCUAUUAAAAAUACAAAAACUUAAACCCGGGAACGACUUCCAAAUUCCCAACUAACAUAACGGUAUGGAUGUGGCACAUUGCUCUCUAGAUGGCAAUGCUGAUUGUGUGGAGUUUUGUCCACAUGAUACUUACCGUCAUGUUCUGGCAGCUUCGACGUACAUGCUGCAAGAGGGUGAUCAGCCAAGUCGAUCUGGGAGCAUAUCGCUCUUCAAUGUAGAUGCUAACAUGGGUUGCCUUGAUUUGUUUCAUCGGGUGGAUACAGCGGGCAUAUUUGAUAUGAAGUGGAGCCCAGUUGGGGGUAAUGUGGGUUGUUUGCUUGCUCAAGCGGAUGCUGAUGGUUGUUUGAGAUUUCACAGUCUUGAGAGCUGUUUAGAUGGAGCAGAAGGGGUUUUAUUGAAAGAGAUAAGUGGAGAUAAAAUCAGUUCUUCCAUGUGCCUUUGCCUUGACUGGAACCCCUCAGCCACAUCAAUCACAGUGGGGCUUUCUGAUGGAUCUGUCUCAAUGGUUUCCUUAUUGGAGUCCCAAAUGGAAGUACAACAAGAAUGGAAAGCACAUGAUUUUGAGCUUUGGGCAUCUUCCUUCGAUAUCCACCAACCUCAACUGGUAUACACUGGUUCAGAUGACUGCAAAUUCAGUUGUUGGGAUUUGCGGGAUACUCCUUCUAAGUUAGCAUUUCAGAAUACCAAGGUUCAUAAGAUGGGUGUUUGUUGCAUAGUGAAGAACCCCAGUGACCCUAAUACCCUAUUUACUGGUUGCUAUGAUGAGUAUUUGAGGGUAUGGGAUGUAAGAUCAAUCUCAAAACCUGUAAAUGAAACUUCAAUUUGUUUGGGGGGAGGUGUCUGGAGAAUCAAGCCCCACCCCAUUGUACCGGGCCUUGUCUUGGCAGCUUGCAUGCACAAUGGGUUUGCAGUUGUUAAGAUGGAAGGGGAUAAGGCUGAAGUGCUUGAAACUUAUAGCAAGCAUGGCUCACUUGCAUACGGGGCAGAUUGGCAGAGAGGGGAAUCUUUCCAGGAUGGCAAAAAUAAGAGUACUCUGGUGGCUACUUGCUCAUUUUAUGACCGUCUUCUUCGGCUAUGGAUGCCACAAAGUGAUAUUGCAAAAUGAUUUACGAGAUCUAAGCGCAUUUGUUUAAUUGCAGUCAGAAAGAUUCAGGUUCAACCAAAGUAACUUCUGGGGAAUCUUUAUUUUUGCUUCAUUAGGUAUGUUUGGACAUGGUACCUAAUCUUUCUUCCUCCACUUAACAUGAUUCAAGAAGAUAGUUUGGUUCCCGCUAUGUUAUACCACUAUAAAAUAUUGCUGUCAUGCA